GCAUGCCGGGAGCUGUGGUGCCGCCUCCCUAGCAACCAUAAGGCUCUGCUAGCAACAAGAGGGAGGAGAUCAAUAACAUCCGCCCUGUCCGUGUCACCAUCAGCUGGUCGUCGUUCAUGAAGAAACACAUCAGAUGUUUGAUCGUUUCUAAUCAAAGAUGGAGAACCAGCAGGCAGCGGACGCUCGCUAUCUGAAGAGGAGAGUGAAGGGCUGCACCGUCGACGUCCACCCGACGGAGAGAGCCCUCGUCGUCCAGUACGAGGUGGAGGCGACCGUCCUGGGAGAACUCGGGGACCUCAUGGUUGGAGAGCGCAAAGAGUGUCAGAAAAUAAUUCGCCUGAAAAGCCUGAACGCCCACACAGACACGUCCUCUUUGGCCAGAAAGGUCGUGGCGGAAUGUCGCCUGAUUCACCCGUCCAAACUCAGCGAGGUGGAGCAGCUGCUCUUCUACCUGCAGAAACGCAGAGAAUCAAACGACGAGCAGGAGAAGACACGUAUCACACCUCGAGACUUCACACCUUAUGCAGGAGUAGAGCUGGACGAGGUGGCGAGCAUCAACAGCAUUGAUGAGUACGUGGAGCUGCUGUACGAGGACGUCCAGGAGAAGAUCAGAGGAGCCACGCUCAUCUUCCAGCUCGCCCGUAACCCGGACAACCUGGAGGAGCUCAUGCAGAACGAGCCGGUCCUGGGAGCGCUGGCCAGAGUUUUGAGGGAGGACUGGAAGCAGAGCGUGGACCUGGCAACAACCAUCACCUACAUCUUCUUCUGCUUCUCCAGUUUCUCCCAGUUCCACGGCCUGGUCACACAUUAUAAGAUCGGUGCCCUGUGUAUGAACAUGAUCGAGCAUGAGCUGAAGAGGUACGACCUGUGGCAGGACGAGCUGCAGAAGAAGAAGAAGGCCUAUGAAGAAUCCCCUGAGAACCAAACCCUGAAGAAAGACCACGAGAAGUCUUUCAGGAAGUACCAGAGCCUGCUGAUCAAACAGGAGCAGCUCCUCUCAGUCGCUCUGUGUCUGCUGCUCAACUUGGCUGAAGACACUCGCACAGAGCUGAAGAUGAGGAACAAAAACAUCGUCCACAUGCUGGUGAAGAUCCUGGACCGGAGAGACCAGGACCUGCUGCUGCUGGUGGUCUCCUUCCUCAAGAAGCUGUCCAUCUUCCUGGAGAACAAGAACGACAUGGCCGAAACAUUGGCGGUGGAGAAGUUGGCUGGGCUCGUUCCCGGCUGCGAGCACGAGGAGCUCCUGGGCACCACCCUGCGCCUCCUGCUCAACCUCUCCUUCGACACCACGCUGCGCGGCCAGAUGGUGCAGGCGGGACUCAUCGCCAAACUCUCCUCACUGCUCGCUGACGAGGCCCAGAGACAGAUCAGCAUUUGCAUCCUGUACCACAUCAGCAUGGACGACAGAUUCAAGUCCAUGUUUGCUGCCACAGACUGCAUACCGCAGCUGAUGAAGUUGGUGUUUGACUGCGGGGAGACGAUGGACAUGGAGCUCAUCUCACUCUGCAUCAACCUGGCCGCCAACAAGAGUAACGCCCAGCUCGUCUGUGAAGGUAACGGUCUGAAGAUGCUGAUGAGGCGUGCUGUGAAGCGGAAGGAUGUCCUGGUGAUGAAGAUGAUCAGAAACCUUUCUCAGCACAGCGGAGCCACAAAGAGCCUCUUCCUGGACCACGUUGGUGACCUCGCCGCUCAGAUCAGUGAGGAGGAGGCCGAGGAGUUUGUGAUCGAGUGUCUCGGCACGCUGGCCAAUAUGACCAUCCCCGACCUGGACUGGGCUCUGGUCCUCAAGGAGUACAACCUGGUGCCCUACCUGAAAGAUCGACUCAAACCAGGUGCUGCUGAGGACGACCUCAUCCUGGAGGUGGUGAUCAUGAUCGGCACCGUGUCCAUGGACGACUCCUGUGCUGCCAUGUUGGCCAAAUCGGGCAUCAUUCCUGCUCUCAUCGAGCUGCUCAAUGCCCAACAGGAGGAUGAUGAGUUUGUGUGUCAGAUUGUCUACGUCUUCUACCAGAUGGUUUUUCACGAAGCGACCAGGGACGUCAUCGUCAAAGACACUCAAGCUCCAGCGUACCUCAUCGACCUGAUGCACGACAACAACGCAGAGAUCCGCAAAGUGUGCAACAACACGCUGGAUAUCAUCGCUGAUUACGACCAGGAGUGGCGCAAGAAGAUCCAGUCGGAGAAGUUCCGCUGGUACAACGGUCAGUGGUUGGAGAUGGUGGAGAACCGACAGAUGGAUGAAGCAGGAGAACCCUUCGUGUUCGGGGAGGACGGAGAAUCCUUCAUCGGGAACGAAGACAUCCUGGAGAGACCCGACCUGUUCUACAGCGCCGAUGGGAUUCUCUCAGCAGACGGUGCAAUCAGUCCUGAGUUCUACAGCGACUUUCAGAACGGACAGCUGGCUCAGAGCGGAUACAUGAACAGUAUGACGGAGCAGUUGGUCCCGACAGAUCGACCCGUCAGCGCCUACGGCUUUCGCCCUGAUGAACAGUUUUUCCUCAACUACAACAACGGCUCCUCUCGGUAAAGCAGGAAUGUCUCACUCUCACACACACACACACACACACACACAGUCACACAUUAAUGCUGUAUGAAUAUAUUCACUCUGUACUUAUCAGUAUCAAUGUGUCUUACGCUUACAUUACGCUUUAUAAAAGACAUUUUUAAGUAGUUGAAGAACAAAUGCUGCGUAACAAAGUUCAAUGUUCUGAUAAUAAAUGAGGCAGCUGAUGAUUGAGCACUGAAGAUUGUUCUGAUUUUACUGUCCUGUUUGACACGAGGGAAUGUUUUCCUUUGAACAAAAACUUUUCUGCGGUGAUUCAGAAGUCUGAUAUUUCUGAUUUUGUCAACACAUCUCACACGCAGACCCAAAACCAGCAACAUGUCAGCCCUUCUUUCUUCACUUUCUGAUUUCAUUUGUCUCUCUAAGCUCCGAGCUUAGGGUUGUCAUGAUACCAGAAUUUUGAUAAAUAAUCGAAAACCUGUUCAAUACCUCAGGAACAAAAUGUAAAGUUCUUGUUUUAAAUUAUCAAACAUUGCAGGCAAACUCCUGCACACUGUCUCAAAUGUACAAAAACAAUCGCAAAUUUCGGUUAUGGAGAGGUUGGCAACUUUUUUGUGCAUUUUUGACAAGGCAGCAAUUGAAUUUAUAAAGCAUAUAUAAGGUGUUUCAGCUCUCAGCCUGUCGUUAGUUUGACUGAAAGUUAGACUGAGACAGCAUUUCCAGCACGGAGACCGCCAUCGAUGGGACUCCAGCGCCCCCUGCAGGAGCAGACGGGUGACGUCACUCAGGUUGCAUUCUUUAAUAUUUACAGUCUAUGAGUUGAAAUUGCCUAGAAACAUUGGCAACUUUUUGGUACUAAAAACUUUGUACAAUUAAGACAGUGUGCAGAAGUUUGCCUGAAAGUUUUGAAGGAUUCUUUUCCCUCCUACACACACGUCUUAUGAAACACGUGUAGAUGUAAGUUUCAGUGCUUUUCGAUUCCAUCAAUCAUCGUUUAUAAAAUCUCAUUACACCGAAAAUGUGAGACUAUAAAAUAAAAAGUGCUAUUUAUGUUCUUGUUUUGCCUUAAACACACACACAUAUGGAAUCACUGCAGUAGUCUAGCUUAAAUUGUCGUCCAUCUUUCUGUGAAUGUAAUUGAAGAAGAAACGUGAACUGCCUUUGUUGUAAACUGUGUUCUGAAUUAUGAAAUAUGAGAGAAACUGCUGUUUGAUUUUCUUAUGUCUCCUUGAUGGCGUCUUUGAUGUGCCUGCUGCUGCUGCUCUGCUCGGGCCGGCUGAAACACGAGAUGCUUCUCUGAGCCGAGAUAAAUCGUGUAAAUGGUCGGAGCUUUAUUGUCGUCAAAACUGUAUUUUAAACGGUCGCAGAUGUUGGAUCACUCGCAGCUUUUUGAUAUUUCUGCAUCCAGUGUGUGUCUGUGAUGAGUUAUUAAAAUGUCGUGCACCGUAAAUAAAUAAUCAAAGCAUC
Molecule: messenger RNA, 3970 nt
Organism: Labrus mixtus (cuckoo wrasse)
Lineage: Eukaryota; Metazoa; Chordata; Actinopteri; Labriformes; Labridae
Gene: kifap3a
Product: kinesin-associated protein 3a
Exons: 20
Coding region: 158-2527 (789 amino acids)
Biological process (GO): cilium organization; microtubule-based movement
Cellular component (GO): axoneme; ciliary transition zone; kinesin II complex
Molecular function (GO): kinesin binding
Source: RefSeq, a predicted model, not a curated record